UCUCAAUGACUCAUUUUUUUAAUAUUAAUUUUAUAAGUUUGAGUAUUUGUGUGUGUUAGAUUCAAAAUUACAAGUGUAUAUUUUUUAUAGAAAAUUGAAUAUAAUACUGUCAUUUUUUUUAGUUAACUCGAUACCCAAGAUAAAUAUUUCGUGAAAUUUAUAAUCUGAUAAAGAAAUACAAAAAAAAAAAAUAAAACAAAAAAUAAAUGUUGGUUGUCAGUGAUGAAUAAUAACGAUACUGUUGUUGUUGAAGAGAGUGGUGAGAUAAAUCACAUUGAUAAUCAGCCAAAUGAAAAUUCAAGUAGACAUGUGUCACCAUUGAUAUAUACUCAAUCGGGUAAAUCAUGUCCUAGUCAAUCAAUAGCAACAGCUCGAAAAUUACUACCAACAUCAGCAACAAUAAUUAGUCCUGAUAGUUCUGCUGUAACAUUGUUUGUUGGGCAUGCACUUGCUGGUGCAUUAACAACAUCAUCACCAACAACACCAGGACAAAAACCUAUUCUUUCCAGAAAACAAACACCCCAAAUUAUUCAUACAACAACAGCUGUACUAUCAACAGCACCAGCAGCAGCAAUAGCAACGACAACAGCAACACAAAUUAAUCAAAAUCAAACUGUUAAACAUGGUAUUUCAACAGUUGCUCUUAAACCAACAAUACCACAUGAAUCUGUUGUUUUUCCAGCAGGCACGAUUCCAGUUGGUCAAAUACUUAAACAAAAAAUAAUUACUCCAAUGUUACCUCAAAUUGGUCAAACUUCAACUAGUAAUAAUUUACAGCCACAAAAUCCAAUAACAAAUAUAAUAUUACCACAACAACAAAUACAACAGCUACAACAACAACAACAACUACAACAUCAAUUUCAACAACAACUACAACUACAACAGCAACGACUACAACAAUUACAACAACAACAUUUACAUCAACAACAACAACAACAACAUUCACAGCCACAAAAUUUAUUAAAUAAUAUACAAUUUAAGCACACUCCAGUUAUCAGUGAUACCAUCAAAAAUUUAAGUCCAGUACUAAAAGAAUCUACAACAACAAAUUCAACUCAAAAUCCUCCACCACUUCAUCCAAUAUCAAGAAUGAGUCUAUUAAAUCAAAUAAAAAGUAACACAGAAAGUUUAAAAUGUGAUUAUCCAGGUGCUGUUUUAACGAGAAUUCCAAGAAAAGAAGAACCAGAAAAACGUAGAAGAACAAUAAGUAAUAUAUUAUCACGUAAUCGUGAUAAAACAUUGAAAAAUCAACAAUUUAUAAAUUCAAUUGAUAUUGAACCAGAUAAAAAGAAAAAAAUUAAAAAACAAAAAUUAACACAUACAUUAGAUAUAAAUAAUUGUACAAUUAUUAAUUCAGAUAAUAAUGAUACAGAUCAACAAAAAAUAAUUAAAAAUAAUGAUGAUAUAACAUUGAUAAAAAUUGUACAAAAUGACAAUGAUGUUAUUCAAAAUUUAAAUAAAUCUGAUGAUCGAGCAAUGGAGAUAGUUGAAGAAUCAACAAGUCAUAAUAAUGAUGUGUCUAAUGAUAAAAUUACAAAAGUAAUUGAAACAAAUACAAAUGGAAAAAUUAAUGAUGAAAGUAAUGAUAAUAUAACUAAUGGAAAUCAUUCAGUUGAAUUAAAUAUUGAUUCACCAAAAAAUAAUAAUUGGAAAGAUGGUGUUGGUACACUUCUUGGUACUUCAAUCAAGAAUUCAUCAACAACAAGUGGUCAAAAUGUGGUUGAUGUGGAAAAUAAAUGUGUUAAUACAAAUGACACUCAAGCUAAGGAUAAUAAUCAAGAUGUUAAAUUGAAUAAAAAGAAAAAAGCUUUACAGCUAUAUUCAUCGGAUGAUGAUAAAAAUAUAUCUGAUACUUUUUGUACAUGUGAAGGUUGUGGUCUUCAUGGUUAUCUAGCUGAAUUUGAAAGUUUAAUAUCAUGCAGUCCAAAAUGCACAGAACAAAUUGAAAUAUCAAAACAACAAAAAUUGAGAAAAGAAAAAGAUAAUAUUUUUCAACGUAUUAAAAGAAGACGUAAAAAAGAAGAAAAGCAAGCUAAAGAACAACAUGAUACAAAAGAAAAUGAUGAAAAAGAUUUAACAAAUGAAAAUGAUGAUGAACAAGAGUUAAAAGAAAAAGAUAAUAAUAAUGAUGUUGAAAAAUUAAAAGAUGCUGAUGUUGAAAAAGAAAAAGAAAAAUUAAAAAAUGCUGGUGUUGAAAAAGAAAAAGAAAAAUUAAAAGAUGCUGGUGUUGAAAAAGAAAAAGAAAAAGAAAAAGAAAAAGAAAAAGAAAAAGAAAAAGAAAAAGAAAAGGCAAAAGAAAAAGAAACUGAUAUAAAAAAACGUGAAUAUAAUAAAAAAAAGGAUAAUGAUAAAAAAAAAGAUGUUGAAAAAGAAAAAUUAAAUGAUAAAGAUAAAGAAUUGGAAUUAAAAAAUGUAUAUGAUUCAAUUGAAGAAGUAAUUGAUAAAGUUGUUGAAGAAUCAGUUGAACAAAAUAAUGAUUCAAAAUCAGAAUCAGAUAGUGAUACAAAAGACAUAAUAACAAAUGAUGAUGAUGAAAGUCAAAGUGUAGCAUCAUCUGAUAAAAAAUAUCCAUGGCAAAAAGCUAAAAAAGGUUUUUCAUGGUCAAAAUAUCUUGAAUAUUGUAAAGCAAAAGCAGCACCACAAAGAUUAUUUAAAGAAACACAACCAUAUGGUAAAAAUUUAUUUAAAGUUGGUAUGAAACUUGAAGGUAUUGAUCCAGCACAUCCAUCACAUUAUUGUGUAUUAACAGUAUCAGAAGUUGUUGGUAAUCGUAUACGUUUACAUUUUGAUGGUUAUCCAGAAAAUUUUGAUUAUUGGGUUAAUUGUGAUAGUAUGGAUAUAUUUCCAGUUGGUUGGUCAGAAAAAAAUAAUCAUCAACUUGAUCCACCAAAGGGUUAUGUUGCUAGUAAUUUUAAUUGGAAUGCAUAUUUAAAAACUUGUAAAGCAACAGCAGCACCUAAAAAUGCAUUUUCAAUUAAAAAUUUUGCAUCAACACCAACAGCAUUUCGUGUUGGUAUGAAACUUGAAGCUGUUGAUAGAAAACAUGGUGGUAUGAUAUGUGUUGCAAGUAUUGCUGGUGUUAUGGAUUCACGUAUACUUGUACAUUUUGAUUCAUGGGAUGAAGUAUAUGAUUAUUGGGCUGAUGCUAGUUCACCAUAUAUACAUCCAGUUGGUUGGUGUCAUCAAUAUGGACAUAGUUUAACACCACCAAAUAAUUAUAAAGAUCCAAAACAAUUUACAUGGGAUUCAUAUUUACGUGAAACAAAAUCAAUUGCAGCACCAAGUAGAGUUUUAAAACAACGUCCACCAUGUGGUUUUAAACGUGGUAUGAAAAUUGAAGCUGUUGAUAAAAGAGUACCACAAUUAGUACGUGUUGCAACAAUUAUUGAUGUUAAAGAUCAUACAUUAAAAAUACAUUUUGAUGGUUGGCCAGAAUCACAUGCAUAUUAUGUUGAAGAUGAUUCAUCAGAUAUACAUCCACAAGGUUGGGCAUCUAAAACUGGUCAUCCACUUGAACCACCAUUAACACCAGAAAUAUUAAGUGAAGCAACUGAAUGUGGUACACCUGGUUGUCGUGGUAUUGGACAUAUUAAAGGACCAAGAUUUGCUGCACAUAAUUCACCAUCUGGUUGUCCAUAUUCACCACAAAAUUAUAAAAAAAUUAGAAUAACAUCUGAUAGAUUAAAUGUUAAACAUGAAAUUGCUGAUUAUGAUGAUGAUUCAUUAAUUAAACAUGAAAUUAAAAUUGAGGGUAGAAUUAAAGAUAGAAGUGAUAGAAGUGAAAGAUUUGCAGCAAGAGAUGAAAAAAUUGCUAAAUUAGAAAUGGAUCUUAAACAAGAAUAUGAUGAUGGUUUUUCAGUUAAAUAUGAAUCAACAGAAAAUUUAGAAAGAUCUCAAAAAUAUCAUCGUCAUCGUAAUAACAGUGAUGGCGGAUCAGACGAUGAAGAGCACGUGACUAAAAAAAAACGAAAAAGACGACAAGUAUCGGAAGAACGUAAUUUAUCAUUAUCAAAUUCAGUGUCAAGUGAUAAUUUUACAUCUGGUACUUACGCACCAAAUAUGCCUGAUAAACAAUUACGUAAAGAAUUAUAUCAAAGUGUUUAUAAUCCUGGUUAUAAACCAUUACCAGAUGCUCCACAUGUUUGGGCAAAACAUAGUAAUGCAUUAAAUCGUGUUGUUGCUAAGCAAAACACUAAUCCAAGAAGAUGGUCAAAUGAAGAAGUCAUUAAAUUUAUCCAGGGUGUACCAAAUUGUAAAGACAUUGGGAGUAUUUUUAGAAAGCAUAGCAUUGAUGGCGAAGCUUUUUUGAUGCUUACACAAGAAGAUUUGGUUAAACUUUUGGGUCUUCGAUUGGGUCCUGCCAUUAAAUUGUACAACAGUAUUGUACUUCUACGUCGUCGUGUUACAUGAGAUAUCUUUGAAGUAUUUUAUACACCUCAAAAAUUGGUGUACAUAUAAAAUAAAUAUUAAUAUAUAAGUUUCUAACAACAAAAAAAAAAAAAUGAAUAAAUGAAAAGAUAUUUUUUUUUUUCAUUAAAUAUUUAUCAAAAGUUAUUUUCUAUAGUGAUUAAGUAAUCAUAGAAAAUACUGGUAAUAAUAAUAUAACUUAAACUUUCCAAAAUUGUUGUUAGAAAAAUUUUAAAACAACGUGAAUACUUGUGUCCUAUUAUUAUACAAUUAAAAAAACAGGAAUGGCUUUUUUUUUUUCUCUUGUUUUUUUUUAGGUUUUAAUUUUUUUCAAUAAUAAUAUUGUAAAAAUGUAUAUAAAUAUAUAUAAUAAAAUUCAUAAAUAUAGAUAAU
Molecule: messenger RNA, 4800 nt
Organism: Aphidius gifuensis
Lineage: Eukaryota; Metazoa; Arthropoda; Insecta; Hymenoptera; Braconidae
Gene: l(3)mbt
Exons: 8
Coding region: 223-4410 (1395 amino acids)
Biological process (GO): regulation of DNA-templated transcription
Cellular component (GO): nucleus
Molecular function (GO): protein binding; zinc ion binding
Source: RefSeq, a predicted model, not a curated record